AUGAAGGAUGCUUUGGUUUCGUUCGGUGUCCUGGCUGGCGCAGUGAUGGUGUGCCAGGUGCUGCGCCGCACGGCCAGGGAGCUGCUGUGGCACCGGCGGUGGGCAGGGGGGAGGCAGAGCCAAUCGAACCCAGUCCCUGUACCUCUCGAGGUGUUAGUGGAGCUUUUCUCCACCCUGCAGCUGUGCAUCUGCACUCAUGAGCUGCGGCUCCUGGGGGGCUCAGGGUUGCUGGGGCAGAUUUCGGGGCUCGGCAUCACCUACCUCAUAACCCUCGUCCACCUCACCACCUUCGGCAGCGCCAGCUGCAACCCAGUGAGCUGCCUGGAGCAGUUUCUUUGCGGGCAGAGCCCCGGGCAGCUGGCGGCUGCCAAGGUGCUGGUGCAGUUUGGAGCCGCCGUGGUAGCCCGCCGGCUAUCACAGAUGGUGUGGGCCCUAGACACGUCGGACCUGCAUUGGCACCAUCACCUGCGCCAGUAUGAAUGCAUCUCGGCACUGAACACUACUGUCAGCAGCGGGCUGGUCACGGAGUUCUUCUGUGCGUUCGCUCUGAGAACCGCCCUCUUCAGAUUUCAGUUCCUGAAGCAGAGGCACAAGAUGCAUGUGGUGGCGGCGCUGGUCACCUUCCUCGUAUUCGCAGCUGGAGACCUGACGGGGGCUGUGUUUAACCCAGUGCUGGCCUAUUCAAUCACUUUCAACUGUGAAGGAAACACAUAUCUUGAAUACUGUUUCGUUUACUGGCUUGGACCCUUAAUGGGUGCAAUGACAGCUGUCUUGUUGUUUGACAAAAAAUCUGUACCUAAUACCGAUGCAAGCACAGAAACACAGGAAGCUAAGGAGAAAAGAGCCUGA
This is a messenger RNA of Carcharodon carcharias (great white shark), 849 nucleotides long. It is a transcript of the gene aqp11, whose product is annotated as aquaporin 11. The coding region runs from base 1 to 849 and encodes 282 amino acids. Gene Ontology annotation, biological process: transmembrane transport. The record is from RefSeq and is a predicted model, not a curated record. Gene Ontology annotation, molecular function: channel activity. The transcript is spliced from 3 exons. Lineage: Eukaryota; Metazoa; Chordata; Chondrichthyes; Lamniformes; Lamnidae. Gene Ontology annotation, cellular component: membrane; cytoplasm.